UGGCUCGAGAGAAACGCGCUCUAGAUCCGGCGUUUCGAGAUAGGCGUCCCGGGUGGGUCAGCGCGUCCCGGGUGAACAGCACCGGGGCCGGGCGGUUUCUUUCGCUGAAAAUUCGCCAUGAUUCCGCGCACUGCAAAGGGCGCCAAGGGCAAGUUGAAGGAUGUGAAGCUUGGCAAGGAGAACUUCCUCGAAUGCCCCCGGGGCCGUGUCCAGCUGAGCCGGCAAGAGAAGAAGGACGUGGAGGAGGUCCUGAGGAGUUUGAACCUGGGCGUGCGCUGGGAGCUCGAGGAGAUCGACGACGAAGAGUGCCUGAGGCUGAAGGGCCGCAGGAGCGGAUGCAAGUUUCCCUUCAUCAUCGAUGAGGAGUACACUCCGGAAUGCCCGCCCGGCAAGAUUCCCAAGGAGCCGGACACGGAGAGUUCCAAGGCGGGGGCCAAGCCUUCGACGACCUCCCCGCGGAAGGGGUUCAAGAGCCCGGCGCCGGGAAAGAACGAGGGGGGCUACUCCAAGUUCGACCGCAAGGACUACAUCCCCCCGCCGCCGGUUCCUGCUACAGACGAGGAGCGUGCGGAGCUGGAGGGCAUGGUGGCGCGGCUGCAAGACUACCAGGUGGACGAGCUGAUGGAUCGUUUCCAGGGGCGCACGGACGAGACCACGCAGGAGGUGGUCAUUGACAUCGACCGCAUGAACGUCGACCGGCGCCGACAGUUUCGCGCAGAGAUCGAGCGCCUGCUGAACGAGAAAGACACGGUGGAUACCAGGAGCCACGCCUCCUCGCCCCCCGGAAGCUGAGCGCACAGCGCGCGCAAAGCCCAAAACCGCCCGCACAAGUUGACAAGGCGGCGGCGGCGAGCCUUUCAGCCCAUUUCGGGGGGGGAGUUGGUGUCACCUGACUGGACCCCA
Messenger RNA from Effrenium voratum, 903 nucleotides. Lineage: Eukaryota; Dinophyceae; Suessiales; Symbiodiniaceae. The record is from the annotation of a GenBank genome assembly.